UGGUGCUGCUGCCAACCAUCACACAGACCCUUAGUCCAUCUAGCUCAGCGUUGUUCUACUCUGAGUGGCUGCUGCUCUCCAGGGCUUCGGAUGGAGAAGGGUCUUUCCCAACUCUACCUGGAGAUGCUGCCAGGGAUUGAACCUGGGACCUUCUGCACACAAAAGAGGCUCUGUCACUGAGCUGUUCACUUGGGAGCAGUAAACCCUGUCAAACAAAGCAUACCUGGCUUCUAAAUAAGGAGGCCAAGUCCUGGGCUACAUAUCUUUGUGAGUCUUCAGUAGCCAAUGUUUGAAGAAGCGUGCUCUCUCCUGGCGGGAGAAAAACACUACUACAGUGGUCCCUCGACUUACGAAGUUAAUCCGUUCCGAACGCACGUUCGUAGGUCGAAAUUUUCGUAAGUCGAAAAGCGCACCACGGAGGUCUGGAAACAUUCGUAAGUCGAGGAAACCGCAUCUAAAAAUUCGUAAGUCGAGGAAGCCGCAUCUAAACCGGCAACGACUUCCGGUCAUUUUUGUCGUUCGUAAGUCGAAAACUUCGGAUGUCGAGUAGUUCGUAAGUCAAGGGACCACUGUACAGGUUUCUGCAACAGAUUCAUUAAUGGGUACACUAACAAUGAAUAUAUGGAGGCAUUGCCUCGUCCUGGCCAGACACAGUCAAUCCAAAAAAGAGAUGAGUUUAAUCACAGUCAUCUCCAUGAAUUAGAUGAACAGGAAAACCUGAAAAAUAGUGAACUUAACAUGUGAGCAGGACUAGUUUAAAGAUAAAAUUCUGUCUGCUUGCCCCAGAAGGUUUAAAUGUAGAAUUAAUCUAGUGAUGACCACCUCUCUCGAACUGAAGGACUUCAGUGCACAUUGGCCCACAUGAAAAACGGGCCCUUAUCAAGGCAAAUAAAUCAGAUUAAAAAUGGUUACAAGUUUGGGAUAAGUUCCUUAAAUGGUACAUACAAGAGCCUUCUUUACUUACAGAUAUCUACAGAUGCAAAGGCAGGAGUGGCUCAGUCUCCGGUUAACCUUGACAUACAGCAAGCAAGAGAGAGAGAGGUGCAGCAGAAACAGGGUGACGAGUCCUGUCUGCCAGCCACCAUGGCGGAAAAUAAUCAUAGCUGGUGGAAACUGACCUUCCUCCGGAAGAAGAAAUCAACCCCCAGAGUUUUGAUGCUAGCUUCUGAAAACCCAGAUAUCUAUGCUGUUGUCAACAAUGAGAACCAGCAAGAGGGUAUGCUAGCAGACAGUGGCAGCAGUGGGAGCAGUGAGCGUGAAUUCAAUGCCCGGCUAGAGAAGAUUGUGGACAAGAACACCAAAGGGAAACAUGUCAAGGUCUCACAUUCGGGGCGCUUCAAAGAAAAGCAGAGAGUGAGGCCCACCUUGUCAGAAAACCCCAACUUGUUUGCUGACAGUGAGCGGGAUGAAAAAUGAGGGGUUUUGGAAGAAGAUAUGCCCCUCGUACACCUUCACUUAAGGACUCUCUUUUAUCAUAAGCCUACAAUGCCUCCAUUUCAUUAGGUCUGCAAAUGAAGUUAACGAGGGGCCAUCUGGAAUUCCAGAUUUAGGUCCUGAUUUUCACUUGAAAAGGAAAAGUUUUGAAGAGAAUGAACUUUAUUAUUAUUUUUGUUUUUAAUUUAAGUAAUAAAGCUAAUUGUAUUUAAAUACUGCACAAA
Molecule: messenger RNA, 1658 nt
Organism: Hemicordylus capensis (graceful crag lizard)
Lineage: Eukaryota; Metazoa; Chordata; Lepidosauria; Squamata; Cordylidae
Gene: PRR15L
Product: proline rich 15 like
Exons: 3
Coding region: 862-1416 (184 amino acids)
Source: RefSeq, a predicted model, not a curated record